Jaculus jaculus (lesser Egyptian jerboa) is the source of this 2355-nucleotide messenger RNA. RefSeq names its product proteasome 26S subunit, non-ATPase 3 (gene Psmd3). NCBI's taxonomy places the organism in Eukaryota, Metazoa, Chordata, Mammalia, Rodentia, Dipodidae. The transcript has 12 exons. Gene Ontology annotation, cellular component: proteasome complex; proteasome regulatory particle, lid subcomplex. The record is from RefSeq and is a predicted model, not a curated record. Gene Ontology annotation, biological process: regulation of protein catabolic process; ubiquitin-dependent protein catabolic process. Gene Ontology annotation, molecular function: protein binding; enzyme regulator activity. Bases 381 to 1979 code for a protein of 532 amino acids.
UCUAAGGAAAUGCACGCGACAGGAAGAUUAAAAAAAGGAAGUCAACCUUAUUAAGCACUUCAAAGAAAACCCCACAAAUGCUUUCUGACUCCUCCUCACUCCUUCCUGGAAGAUCUACAUCCAUCCUGCACCUCGGCUGUUGACUUCUUUCCCCUUUGUUGAUUCGGCCAUCGGCCCAUCGGGCCUGGCAUUUCCCAGAAGACCCAGCGCCGGGAAGGAGUUUGCAGCUGCUCGGUCAUCGUGCGGCCCGACGCGAGCCCGCGCUCGUGUGCAGGCCCGGCUCGGUGCCUGGUCCCUGGUGUGAGGGUUUACGCGAGGCUCCGGCCUCGCUUCCCGGACUAGGCCUCGAUUCCUUUCCCCCCUCCCCGCCGCCCGGUGCCAUGAAGCAGGAGGGCUCGGCGCGGCGCCGAGGUGGCGACAAGGCAAAGCCACCGCCGGGCGGAGGUGAACAAGAACCACCACCGCCUCCGGCCCCCCAGGAUGUGGAGAUGAAAGAGGAGGCAGCCGCGGGUAGCGGCUCCGCGGGGGAGGGAGACGGCAAGGCGGCGACGGCUGAGCACUCGCAGCGAGAGCUGGACACUGUCACCUUGGAAGACAUCAAGGAGCAUGUGAAGCAGCUUGAAAAGGCUGUUUCAGGCAAGGAGCCACGGUUUGUGCUGAGGGCCUUGCGGAUGCUGCCUUCCACGUCACGCCGCCUAAACCACUAUGUCCUGUAUAAGGCUGUGCAUGGCUUCUUCACCUCAAAUAAUGCCACAAGAGACUUCUUGCUGACCUUCCUAGAAGAGCCCAUGGACACAGAAGCAGAUUUACAGUUCCGCCCACGCACUGGCAAGGCUGCAUCAGCUCCCCUCCUACCUGAAGUGGAAGCCUAUCUCCAACUCCUCGUGGUUAUCUUCCUGAUGAACAGCAAGCGCUACAGAGAGGCACAGAAAAUCUCAGAUGACCUGAUGCAGAAGAUCAGCACUCAGAACCGCAGGGCUCUGGACUUGGUGGCUGCAAAGUGUUACUAUUACCACGCCCGGGUCUAUGAGUUCCUAGACAAGCUGGACGUGGUGCGCAGCUUUUUGCAUGCCCGGCUGCGGACAGCCACCCUCCGGCAUGACGCGGACGGGCAGGCCACCCUGUUGAACCUCCUCCUGCGGAAUUACCUGCACUACAGCCUGUAUGACCAGGCUGAGAAGCUGGUGUCCAAGUCCGUAUUCCCUGAGCAGGCCAACAACAACGAGUGGGCCAGGUACCUCUACUACACAGGGCGAAUCAAAGCCAUCCAGUUGGAGUACUCUGAGGCCCGGAGAACAAUGACCAAUGCUCUCCGCAAGGCCCCGCAGCACACGGCUGUGGGCUUCAAACAGACGGUGCACAAGCUCCUGAUCGUGGUGGAGCUGCUGCUGGGGGAGAUCCCGGACCGGCUGCAGUUCCGCCAGCCUUCCCUCAAGCGCUCGCUCAUGCCCUACUUCCUUCUUACCCAAGCUGUCAGAACAGGAAAUCUAGCCAAGUUUAACCAGGUCCUGGAUCAGUUUGGAGAAAAGUUUCAAACAGAUGGGACGUACACCCUAAUUAUCCGACUGAGGCACAAUGUGAUUAAGACAGGUGUCCGCAUGAUCAGCCUCUCCUAUUCCCGCAUCUCCCUGGCCGACAUCGCCCAGAAGCUUCAGCUGGAUAGCCCAGAAGAUGCAGAGUUCAUUGUUGCCAAGGCUAUCCGGGACGGUGUUAUUGAGGCCAGCAUCAACCACGAGAAGGGCUAUGUCCAGUCCAAGGAGAUGAUUGACAUCUACUCCACACGGGAGCCCCAGCUGGCCUUCCACCAGCGCAUCUCCUUCUGCCUGGACAUCCACAACAUGUCUGUGAAGGCCAUGCGCUUUCCUCCGAAAUCGUACAACAAGGACCUGGAGUCUGCAGAGGAGCGGCGCGAGCGAGAGCAGCAGGACUUGGAGUUUGCCAAGGAGAUGGCCGAGGACGACGACGACAGCUUCCCUUGAACUGGGGGGCUGGAGAGGGGUGGGGUAAGUGGGGACUGGCUUUUUGUCUGUCCCCUUGGGGUUUCCCUGCCCAGGGAACUGGCCCCUUUCCCACACACAGCUCACAGACUGCAUACUUGCAGGGUGAGAGGUGCUGGGAGUCAUCCCCCCGCCCCGGUGCCCCUCUCUAGCCGGUGACGCAGCACACCGCAGGCAAGAGGGCCUGCAGGCGGCCUUUCUAGGGCAGGGUCCUGCCCAGUGAUACGGGCAGCAGGAGGGGAUGGACAGACCCAUGGAUUGGGGUGUGGACUAGGGCCUGAAGUUGGGACAUGUUGGGUUGUAUGUUUUUUGAAACUCCAAUUAUGAUUUUUAAACAAUAAAAAGUUCUCCAAAGCUC